Plodia interpunctella (Indianmeal moth) is the source of this 2172-nucleotide messenger RNA. RefSeq names its product Cyclin-dependent kinase subunit 30A (gene Cks30A). The transcript has 3 exons. Gene Ontology annotation, molecular function: cyclin-dependent protein serine/threonine kinase activator activity; histone binding; protein kinase binding. Bases 233 to 472 code for a protein of 79 amino acids. Gene Ontology annotation, cellular component: cyclin-dependent protein kinase holoenzyme complex; SCF ubiquitin ligase complex. Gene Ontology annotation, biological process: regulation of mitotic cell cycle. Lineage: Eukaryota; Metazoa; Arthropoda; Insecta; Lepidoptera; Pyralidae. The record is from RefSeq and is a predicted model, not a curated record.
GUUGAUUUGAUAGAUUCGAAUUUCGAAAUACGUUAACAUAACGUUUGUUCUAUGGCUUUGUCGUGUUAUUUUCAAUUAAAACGAGUUUUCUUUGUGAUUUCUAGAAAUUGUUGAGAGCCUUUAUUUACAGGAAAUCAAGAUUCGUAGCUUCUAUUGGUGUACUUACAGAGAAGUUAACAUUCUGUGAUCUAGUAUUAUUUUAGCCAAAACAGUUGGCGCACAAAUUGGUAUAAUGUCCCGAGAUAUCUAUUAUUCCGACAAAUAUUAUGAUGAAGAACACGAAUAUAGACAUGUGGUGUUGCCCAAAGAAAUGGUCAAAUUGGUACCUAAAAACCAUUUGAUGUCAGAGCAAGAAUGGCGCAGUAUUGGGGUCCAGCAAAGCCAAGGAUGGAUACAUUACAUGACACAUCAACCAGAGCCACACAUCCUUCUAUUCAGGAGAAAGAAAACUACACCACCAGAAAAAAAGUAAAACUUGUCUCUGCAGGUUGUGGUUGAGUGUAAAUGUAUAGUAGGGGAAUGGAUUCACCCAAACAGCUGAGACUUUUGAUAUAUUUAAGCAUCAUGUAAAUUGUCAUUUCAUUUUUUGUUUGUGGUUGCCAUUGGGGUUGUGACAUCAUGAAGGCCAGCAUAUAAAAUGAAUCUUAAAAUUUUGAAGAUUUGGCAACGAUUUUAUUACAGACCUCCUAGUCUCAUGUCAACCCUCAGCAAUAAUGUUGUUGCCUAUCAGUUGCUAAGGUUUACAUGUUCCUUUAGUUGCCUCAUACAACAUUCAAGGGACAAUGUGGAGUGGUCAUAUUUUGUAUGUACAUACAUACAAAAUUAUUUUGUUUAAAUGGCUGAAAUACAUAUUUCAGCCAUUUAAAUUAUAUGUAACUGUAUUUAGAAGAAAGCUGUUUGGAUGUGAUAAAUCCACUAGUUUUAAUUUAGUUUAAGGUUGGCCCAUGACAAACUACCUACAUGCCAUAGUUUUGUGAUGAAAUGACAAUAUUGUAAAUAAUCUUGACUUUGCCACAACAUAUGUUUACAUGUCCUUUUAGUUUAUUCUGCUCAAAUAAUUAACUUUUGUAUGCGGUUGAGAACCCAUGAAGUAAGGUUUUAUAAUUAAACAUCUUUGGUUUUGUUUUGGACAACAGAUCUUCAUUCCGUAAUUUAAUUUUCUUUGCAUAUAAUUUAGUCAUUAUCAUUUAAGAGUUGUGAAAAUUAACAUAUUAUGAUAAGGCCUUAUGACUAAAUAUUUAUCAUCAAUUUUUCAUCUGGUGAUAGAAUGUGUCAGUGCCUAAACAAAUGAAUGCCUUAAUUGACAAAUUGAAUGAUAAAAAAAGACAGUUUGUCCUGAAGCGAAGAAUCAGGAUCAGUAAUUGACUCCAUAUUUGUCUCUCCAAUCGUAUUUGAAUUUACGCUAGGUAAGAUCACUGACUUUUUCUAAAAAUAAUUUUAAAAAUAAUAGGUUUUGGCAGGAGACAUCUUUACUAUCGAGUAAACGCAGACACUUUGAGAGUAUCGACUCUCAAAGCGUCUGUGCUUAUGUGUUGUGAAUCCCAAAAUGAAAUAAUAUUAAAAAACACUGAUAUGAGGCAGAUAUUUGCAGUCUGUUACUUAUCUAUAUAGCCCUUAGUAGUAAUAGUGAUUAAUAAUAGUGUUAAAUAUCGUAAUUGAAUUAUAUGUACAUGUUAUUGUUGAUAUUAUCACUUUAGCAUUUCACUACAGUGCCUUUCGUGACUCUUCUGUGAAUUUUUUUAGUAUAAAAUAUAAUGUUCAUGGCAUUUUGUGUCUCUUUUGACACUAAACGCCACUUGUUGACAACACAAGUUAGCAACACACCUAUGUGCUUGAAUUAAACUAAAACAAUUUUUGGUUCAGUUUAAAUUAGUAUGUUAUGGUUGCUAAUUAAACACACUAAAUUGUCAGUUAAAUAAUUAUAUAUGCAUACCUACAUAUUACAAAAAGAAGUAGGUAUGCAAAUACAUUUUUCCAUAAACGACUUAACUAUAUAUAUACCACGGGCAAUGAGUUAAGUUUUAAAGCUGUAUGCAUUGGCUGUAUGUCGACAUUUUUAAUAAUUGACUAAUGUUAUUCAUUUGUAAAUAGUUCUAACGAAUAUUAUCAAUUAGCAUCAAUGUGGUGUUUGAAUAAUGAAUCUGAAUCAAAUAAAUUGUUUGGUGCUAUGUU